UAUUGAAGAAAGCGUGGAAUCCGUUUCACAAAACAAGUCACGUACGCCAUUUUUCUGUGGAGUUUUGUUUCGCUAGAGAAAAAAGAAUUGGCGUGGGCCUAUUUCUAAAACAGGAAAAUGAACAGAGCGCUGAUUCUGAGGUCCCUGUUGCCACGUGCCAGGGCUAGCUUUUCCACGACAACGAGGUCCCAAAUUCAGAACAAAGUCAAAGAAAAUCAGCUGCGAUUUCAGAAAGACGAUGGCUUGCCAGUGCACCUGAAGGGAGGUCUCAUGGACACAUUUUCAUACACCGUAAUCAUGGGACUGACGGUGGCCGGCACUGCAUGGGUCUGCUACGAACUAUUCACUCUCUCAAUGCCCAAGAAGUAGACCAUUUCUGUCGGCAGCCCAGAAACCCUCUUUCUCCAUAGUUCCUCACGUUCAUCCCCACACACUCAAUCCUUGUUUAAUGUGUUUUUGAUAGAGCAAAGAUGGGCAGGAAGAAGCCAUUAAAGCCGGGAGUUCUGUUGAUCCGAGGGUACGGAUUGCCUACAAUGCGGCCAUGACCAUUGCCGGAGUCUGCUUUGCAUUUCUGGGCUUUGCUCUCUAUGUUGCGGCCCACAAAACUGAUCAACAGAAUGAAAAGAAAACUUGAUCCCAAAUCAUAGUAAUUACCACAUUUUACAAUACAGAAACUCAACACCUUCAACUGCAGCUGUGUUUUUGAAGGGAUGGAGUGAUUGGAAUGCCUCUUGUGAGACUAUUAAACAACCUUUCAUCUAUCAAACAAUUGACCUUUGCACUCUGGCAACCUUCAAAUAAUUCAACAUGUAUUAGUUAUGUGCUGAGGCAGCUAACCAUUUGAUAAAGGUAUGCAUCAAGUUCUUCAAGGCAGCUUUAAGAUGGAGCUUUUUAAAGCUAGUCAGUUUUGGGUGUCCACAACAGUAAUUAUCAAAAACAGUUCAUCAGUAUUGCCUGGGGCGAGAGUAAGCUAGCCCUGUUUGGUUUUAUGUUUACAGAAUACACAUACUUAAAAAACCCAGUGCAUCUUACGUGUAUUAUUAAAAUGUAAAUUAUACCUUGUUCUGGUAUUAUAUCAAAACAACUGCUUUCAGCAAAUAUGCACUGUGUUGGUCUGAAGUUCAAGCAUGCCCAUUUGCACAGACCAGUAAUUUCAAUUCAGUGUUUUUAAUGUGUUAAGAUGUGACUGGUGUGUAAAGCUUUGUCUGUGUAUUCAGGCAUGGAGUUUUAAGCAGCUGGCUCUAUGUGACACCCAUUUCAUUGUGCCUGACCAUUCAAAAUGUUCAAGAUGGCUGCCGGCAAAAAUCUGUGCUGAGAAAUCCUAUUCAAAAUCAUCUGUUGUGGAAUUGAAACAUAAUCCUAAAUAACCCUGUAGUAUAUAUGAAAAGUUGAUAUUGAAACAGGAAGAUUCAGGACUGCUGAAGAAAAUAACGAAUUUCAGUUCCACAGAAUGAAUGUAUGUGCAUUCCCCCCAGUUUCUCAGUCACACGUUGAAUUUAAGCCAUUGCCAUGUUAGGAUUUUGUUGGAUACAUGUAUUUACUGGUUCACAGGACUGUAUUUUUUUUCUGCCCAUUUUUGGUCCACCAUUUUCACAAUGUUAGAAGAAAGACAUUUAGCACAGUAUGUUAAUUUAUCCUGAGUGUGAAAUGAGUUUGCAUGUAUAAAUUUUGUUUUUAAUCAAUAAAUGGAGGCAUGUAAAACAAAGGAGACAAACAGGCAGAAAAUGAACGUAUGAUUUGUGUACAAGUGUAGCGUCUCCACAUUGGAGCAACAUAAAUGAUAUUUGAUGGAAAAGUUUCAUUUGUUCAUAAUGUCAAGGGCACACUGCACUCUGUGUACCUUCUAAAACAAGCUACAUGUACAGUACAUGUACAUUGACUUUUAUGGUGCACUGUGCACAAUGCAUAGGUUUUACAUUGCAUUAUAGAGUACAUGUAUGACUGAAUGUCCCUUCCAGCCACCACAUGGCAUUCACAUUUCAAAGUGAUUGAUCGAAGUCAAAUGGACACCUAUUCGUGUUCCCAGCUCGUGUGAAACAUGUCAUUUGUGCACACAAAGCGUAGAAGUAUUUUUACGGUCUCAACAUUUUUUUUAGACCAUAUAUUGAUAUGUGUGUUCUUGUGAGUUCAAAUUAACUCUCCAGAAUAAUUAAUUUGCAUACAUACUUAUUACAUGUACAUCAUUAGAGUGUUCUGAAGAAAGAUUGUUAUUUGGUUUAAUAUUGCAAUAAAUUUGGCUAUUAAACCUUAUGGAGGAAA
Molecule: messenger RNA, 2259 nt
Organism: Acanthaster planci (crown-of-thorns starfish)
Lineage: Eukaryota; Metazoa; Echinodermata; Asteroidea; Valvatida; Acanthasteridae
Product: cytochrome c oxidase subunit 7A2, mitochondrial-like
Biological process (GO): mitochondrial respirasome assembly; regulation of oxidative phosphorylation; mitochondrial electron transport, cytochrome c to oxygen
Cellular component (GO): respiratory chain complex IV
Source: RefSeq, a predicted model, not a curated record